Messenger RNA from Oppiella nova, 530 nucleotides. The record is from the annotation of a GenBank genome assembly. Lineage: Eukaryota; Metazoa; Arthropoda; Arachnida; Sarcoptiformes; Oppiidae.
GUCAAUGGCCGGGAACGGUAAAUACAAGCCUGACUUUGUGGACAUUAAUUAAUCGCUCGGAUAAAGACAGUAAUGGAUCGCAAUUAGAGGUGAAACACAACGACAAUCAUAAGUAUUAUGAUCUAUGGCACGGAAUUGAGCUAGGUCCUGAGAUUGGUAAUGGAACGGCAACAUUAAAAUUUGCGAUCGAGAAACAUGGUUUUGGUGCCAUUUUGAGUGGUAUUGAAAGUGAUUUACCCGAAAAUUUUGUGCAAUUUAUGGCAACAAUGAAACAAUACUCUGAACGCACACUCGAGUCGUAUUCCGCAGCAAAUAUCGUCACAAAGCAAACAAUGGUUACGAUUGAAAGGUCUAAACAAUAUACAAGUACUCCGCCAGAUGCGGCAAAUUAUACAUUCGUCGUGAGUGGUACUGAGAUUGAAGGCGAGAAUGAGCAAGGUGAUGACGUACAGUAUCCGUGGGAAGGGGAACCAACGCGACACCAUAAACACGUGAUUGACAUCAAGAAAUUUUACCUGGAUAAAACGCCA